GUGAUUGAACCAUGUAGUGCCGUCAAGUCAACUCGCGUACCAGACGAAAGUAGUUAGGCAAGGAGAUUAAAAAAGGGAAAAGGAUGGCAUCAGGUGGAAAUGAACGGUCGUCUAUUUCCCAUCACAAACAAGCGGGUGGGUACAAGCAGAAACUGUUCGAGAAAAGAAAACAUCUGAAGCAGCAUGUUGGUGACCAAAAACAAACAAAAACCGUGGAGCAUCUUUCGGAGACGGUCCUGAAUGGAUUUGAGGUGCUUUGGCGUCAGAACUUCCUCUGUGACCUGGCAGUUAUCACUAGGGAGAAAACGUUUCACGCUCACAAACUCGUACUUGUGUCGUGUUCAGACCACUUCUACGAUCACUUCGUUGAAAAGCGUGAUUUUACCCACGGGGACGAGUUGGUCAAUCUGGCCGACCUGGACUCAGCCAUAUUUGAGGCAAUUCUGGAAUGCAUGUACACUGGGAAAAUCAACCUUACAGAAGGUAACGUGGAGGAAAUAUUACGGGUCGCUACAAGUCUCGGAUUUUUCCUUAUACAGGAUGCAUGCGAGGAGUUCUUCAUGGACCACUUAGACCUUAAGAACUGUCUUCAAAUGCUUGAUACUGCAUUUAAGUAUAGUCUGAACAGACUGAGCGAUAAAGCCCUCGGACUCUCCGCCAAAAACUUUCGCUCAGUAACUAAGAGGCAGAAAUUCAAAGAUCUGCCAAUGGAACAAGUCGUAGCGCUUUACAAAAGAGAUGAUCUAGAUGCCGAUCAUGAACUUGAAGUUUUCAACAACAUGAUUGAUUGGAUAGAAGACGACAAACAGGCCAGACGUCCACACGCCUCUAACCUUCUGGCCACCAUACGUCUGCCAUUGUUGUCCCCAGCAACCAUCGUCGACUCGGUGGAAUCGGUGUCGUUCCUGAUGGACAUUCCGGACUGUCAGACGCUUGUAAAGGAGGCACUUCAUUACCACUGUAUGCCAUCAAGACAAAGCGUCCUUCAAUCUCCAAGAACGACCCCACGUAGAACAAUCAAGAACCUCAGCCUCCUUACGGUCGGCGGCGCCCCGAGGUUGAAGACAGAGCCAGUCAGCGGAGAGGUGAGACGAUACAACGUGGAGGGGAAGGCGUGGGACUCCUUAACGGAUCUCCCUGAACCACGUCACCACCACGCAGUUGCUGUACUUGGAGGGUUCCUGUACGUUGCUGGUGGGGAGAAAAUCUUCACCAACACCACCCCCACCGACACUGUGUUCCGGUUUGAUCCUCGACUCCAUACGUGGCUCCAGGUUGCUAGUAUGAAUCACAAGAGACAAAGCUUUCCUAUGACGUCACUUAAUGGCAUGUUGUAUGUCCUUGGUGGACGAGAAGACGAAUUCAAGGCGCUCUCUUCUGUUGAGAAGUAUAAUCCCCAACUCGAUGUAUGGGAGGAGGUACCCUCUCUUAGCAGCGCUCGCAGAUGUGUGUCAGCAGCUGUCCUCAACGGACGCCUGUAUACUGCUGGAGGCACUGGUGGUGGUUCAAACAUUUGUACCUUGGACGUAGUCGAAUGUUACAGCCCGACAAAUAAUAAAUGGCAGUCGAAAAAGCCUAUUCAGGAAGCCAGAUACUUCGCUCAUUUACUGCCCGUGAAGGGAUCGCUGUACCUGUUUGGUGGAGCUAGUGUCGGAAACAUGGGAAAGAUUUCAUGUGUCGAAUCCAUCGAAAAAUAUACUCCAACGAGUGACACCUGGGUUACAUUGACAAGCAUGAAAAAUCCCCGAUCUGAGUUUGGCUGUGCAUGCUUAGGGAGUAAAAUCUACGUUGUCGGUGGCCACAACUGGUCGACGAAGGAACGGCUAAGUAGUGUGGAUAGUUUUGACGUAGAUUCCCAGAUCUGGAGUGACGCUAAUACCGUCCCUAUCCUCGCACCUCUGACAGGUAUCGCAUGCUGUGCUCUGACUUUGUUUGAUGAUAUGCCUCUAGAGCCAAAGAAAAAAACUGAGGAUGUUAAACGUGACAAGGGAAAAGAAUGAAGCACACAAGUUUAAGUGAAAAUCAUGGUUUAACAUUUGUAUUAGGUCUCAUUAUCGUCUCAUAACCGGUCUAUGUCGACAUAGGUUAUUUCUUAAUCCGAUAUUACGCGUUUUUCCGGUUAGAUGUUCAGUGAUAUUUGAAAAAUAAGAACCAUCAAUAUAUGUCCAUGUCUUGAAUAAAACUUUUAU
Mizuhopecten yessoensis (Yesso scallop) is the source of this 2189-nucleotide messenger RNA. RefSeq names its product kelch-like protein 9. The transcript has 6 exons. Gene Ontology annotation, molecular function: protein binding. The record is from RefSeq and is a predicted model, not a curated record. Bases 84 to 2000 code for a protein of 638 amino acids. NCBI's taxonomy places the organism in Eukaryota, Metazoa, Mollusca, Bivalvia, Pectinida, Pectinidae.